AUGAGCGAGGUCAACACCAGUACAGAACUACUCAAAGACUCUAUAGGCGCAUCAACUGGCAUCUCAAUGCCCUUCAUGUCAAGGAGCGGGAAUUCAAUGACUACGAGCAACAAAGAGAUUGAUCAACAAGAUGAUAUUAGUAGUACAGAUAAUAUAAAGGAUGUGGAUGUGGAUGUGGAUGAUGAGGGCGAACAUAGACAUGCCGACUUAUCAAUGAAUAUGAAUAUACCUACUACUCCUGGAGAACUGAAGUUCUCUCCUGAUACCGCCACCGAGGAAUCACAAUCACAAACAGCUGUACAAUAUGGACCAAAUCCACUGACGAGAUCACAAUGCAAGAAGUCUGGCAAGCUCAAAUACCUCAAAUAUCUAUUCGAUGAGAACAAAUACCGACUGGACAUUGUCAACAACAGGCGAUUCUACCUUGCUGCACAAGUAAUCACAAGGGUUGGAUUCUUUUCAAAGUUCUUGUUGUACGCGACAUUGGGUAUCAUAUCUAUUGCAGCGGCUGUGGAUACGAAGAGACAACCACUUGGACCUGCCAGUGCCUUUGCAGAGUUGGAAGAGAUGUUCAGUGGCGGUGUGAUAUUCUUGCUGAUCAUUGGUCUAUGGUGCUAUGGAGCAAAUGGAAUAUUCUUUGUGGUCUUUGACAUUGAUCAACUAGGCAGAAAGACUGCUGGCGCAAUCCUCAAGCGAUUCGGUCGUGUCUUCUCAUCCGGCUUCUACUUUGUGCUGGGUGUGGAGGCGGCGCGUGUGCUAGGCCACGUCAAGAAGGACAAGUCGGGCUCGGAGCAGAUCCUCACAUGGCUAUACUCCUCGCUCGUGGGCAAGAUCGUGGUGUGCGUGCUGGGCUGCCUGUUCUUUGUCGUGUCGAUCGUGUACCUGGUCUACAUCGUCAAGCCCGACAAGUUCAAGAAGGAGCUGUCCACCGAGCGCAUGACCAAGGGCAUGUAUUUCACCGCGCUUGGCUUUGCAAGGAUCGGCGCCAUUGGCCGCUCGAUGUUCUUUGCCGCUUUUGGCGCCUGUCUCAUCCAGGCCGUGGCCAAGAUCAACAAGGGCGAGGAGGGCGACCCCUCGCUGCUCGGCUUCGAAGGUGUGUUCCGUGCCAUCGCCAAGUUCAACUCGACUCUGCUCUUCAUCAUUGCUUCACUGGUCGUAGUAUAUUCAUUCUGGUGUCUGUGGCUGAUGUUCUUUAGACGUCUGCCCGCGCAUCACGAUCCCAAGUACGCACAAGAGGUUGUGGGCACAGAGAUCGAUCCCAAUCUGCGAUUCCAUGGCAUCAUUCUCAACAUUCCAAAGAAGACCGUGGUCGAUGAAGAGAACGACGCUGGAAACUUGGAUGAAGAUCAAGGAAACAUUGAGUUAACUUCAAGAACACCUUCGCCUACAUCUACGGCAGCAGGUGUAAGGCAACAACAGACACAACAAGACGCACUACCACAGGCAACAAUCACUUCGUAA
Molecule: messenger RNA, 1461 nt
Organism: Acytostelium subglobosum LB1
Lineage: Eukaryota; Evosea; Eumycetozoa; Acytosteliales; Acytosteliaceae
Exons: 3
Coding region: 1-1461 (486 amino acids)
Source: RefSeq, a predicted model, not a curated record